Messenger RNA from Callithrix jacchus (white-tufted-ear marmoset), 1714 nucleotides. RefSeq names its product snail family transcriptional repressor 3 (gene SNAI3). Gene Ontology annotation, biological process: regulation of DNA-templated transcription. Gene Ontology annotation, molecular function: copper ion binding; DNA-binding transcription factor activity, RNA polymerase II-specific; RNA polymerase II cis-regulatory region sequence-specific DNA binding. Lineage: Eukaryota; Metazoa; Chordata; Mammalia; Primates; Cebidae. The record is from RefSeq and is a predicted model, not a curated record.
CGGGCCCGCGGACACCGCAGUCGCGACCUGCGCUCGCCCCUCCCGCCCCGGCCCGCCCCGGCCCGCCCCGGCCCGCCGCCCGGGAGGGACCAUGCCGCGCUCCUUCCUGGUGAAAACGCACUCCAGCCACAGGGUCCCCAACUACGGGCGGCUGGAGACACAGAGAGAAAUUGAUGGCGCCUGCUCUGCCUGUCGGGGGCUAGUGGUGCCCCUUCUCCCCCAAGACAGGGAGGCCCCUUCUGUGCCUGCUGACCUUCCCCAGCCCUGGGACCGCUCCUCGGCCUUCGCCUGCAUCUCCCUGCCCCUCCUGCCACAGCUCAAGGAAGCUCUGGGGGCCUCUGGACCAGAUGCUCUGGAAGUCAGUGGGGUUGACCCUCGGGGCAGCUGGGCCCCCAGUGUACCCCUCAAAGACAGUCUGAAUCACCUCGACCUGCCCCCACUGCUGGUGCUGCCCACGCGGUGGUCCCCAAUCCUGGGCCCAGACCAGGACGGGGCUCCAGAAAAACUGCUUGGGGCUGAGCGGAUGCCGCGAACCCCAGGCGUCUUUGAGUGCUUCCACUGCCACAAGCCCUACCACACGCCGGCCGGGCUGGCCCGGCACCGGCAGCUGCACUGCCACCUGCAGGCAGGGCGCGUGUUCACCUGCAGGUACUGCGACAAGGAGUACACCAGCCUGGGCGCCCUCAAGAUGCACAUCCGCACCCACACGCUGCCCUGCGCCUGCACAAUCUGCGGCAAGGCCUUCUCCAGGCCCUGGCUGCUGCAGGGCCACGUCCGCACCCACACAGGGGAGAAGCCUUAUGCCUGCUCGCACUGCAGCAGGGCCUUUGCCGACCGUUCCAACCUUCGGGCCCAUCUGCAAACGCACUCUGACACCAAGAGGUACCAAUGCCGGCGCUGCACCAAGACCUUCUCCCGUAUGUCCCUCCUGGCACGGCACGAGGAGUCUGGCUGCUGCCCGGGCCCCUGAGAGGCGCGUGGUUGGCGCAGGUAGGAGGGAUGGCCCUCACCCUGAGAGCUGGCGUCCCUCCUGCUGCCAGAGGAGCCUCGAGUCUGGGAGGACAGGGCUCAGCCUCACACCUGGUGCAUCUGCCACAUCUGUGUCCAAUCAGAACCAAAGAAGUCCAUCAGGGACCACUGGGGCGGAGAACACUCACCCACGCAGCCCACUCCGCUGAGCCCCACUCAGAGGAGACUCCUCUCCCAGGGAAGACUUUCAUCAGAACAAGAGCCCUGGUUCCACCGCAUCGUGGUCACGGCUCUGGGUCUGCCUUCCGAGAGUCAGAGCCUGUGGGGGUGGUCACCUGCAUGGGUUGGCAGUGCCGCCUGCUGACUCGAGAGGCUGCCUCGUUCCCUGGCAGCAGAAACGAACAGUUCUGACUUGUGGUGAGCACAGCUGUGCGGUCCAUCCUCAGAAGGCGCAACUACCUCUCAGCUGGCCCCCACCAGCCUUUGGUGUGGGGUCUGGACAAGCUGUCCUGUGUCACACGCCUACACGCAUGUGCACACACGCUCACACAUGUACACACACGUGCCCUCCCCACCUCACUAGACUCUCCUGAAGAUGGAGCAGGAAUGGUGUUCUGGGUGCGUUGGGAUGGGGUGGAAUGCCCUGGACCUGUGCCUUUGGGAUUUGUCCUGCUCAGAGCCUCAGGGCACUCAGCUUCCCAGGCAAGAACAGCUGUCGGGUAAUAAAAGGUCUCUGCACACCUGC